Molecule: messenger RNA, 3810 nt
Organism: Nipponia nippon (crested ibis)
Lineage: Eukaryota; Metazoa; Chordata; Aves; Pelecaniformes; Threskiornithidae
Source: RefSeq, a predicted model, not a curated record
AUGCCAGGGCUGAUUAACCAGACGACCCGCUCCCCGCUCCCCCUCUCCGCGUCGGAGGUGACAUCGUGCGUCAGCGGCUAUGCCUUUGGGAUGACAGCCUUGCUCACCUACCGCAACCCAGAAGCCCAGGCUUUUGAAGGUCUCUUUGUCUACCCCUUGGAUGAGUGCACCACCGUUGUCAGGUUUGAGGCGGCCGUGUCCCGGCGUGCUGUGACAGUGCAGAUCAAAGACAAAGCUAAAAUAGAUGACAUGUAUUUUGACGGCUGCAGCCUCCCCGAUGGAAGAGCUCGCGACGGAAGGGGGUCAGGAAGGAUCAUGAUGGAUGAGGACUUGGAGAGGAUUGUUUUUGUGGCUAACCUGGGCAUGAUUCCUCCUCUGGAAAGCAUCUCCAUCUUCAUCAGCACCUCCUCCGAGCUGCAGACACUGCCCAGCGGGGCUGUGAGGGUCCUUCUGCCGGCUGUGUGUGUCCCCAGGGUCCCCCAGAUGUGCACAGUGUUGACUGGGGUUCAUCUCACCGGCAGGGACAAGCACUACUGUGGAUCGGGGAGCCCGGAGCACGGGAGCAGGUUCUGCCUGGCUCAGCUGCUGGAGAGUGAGGCCACCAACCCCUCUGAGUAUGAAUUCAGCUUCCACCUGGAGAUCCGGGGGCCGUGCUUGCUGGCAGGCGUUGAGAGCCCCACGCACGAGAUCCGAGCAGACGCCGACCCCUCCGCGCGCUCCGCCAAGAGCAUCGUGAUCACACUGGCCAAUAAACACACCUUCGACAGACCCGUGGAGAUCUUGAUCCAUCCAAGUGAGCCCCACAUGCCUCACGUCUUAAUGGAAGAAGGUGAUAUGACGCCUGCAGAGUACGAACGACACCUGAAGGGGAAGAACGAUUUCAUUAAAGGCACUAAGAAGGACCCCAGUGCUGAGAAAAAGAUGGAAAUCAUCAGGAAGCGGCUGAACAAGGACAUCCCCCACCACCCCGUCAUCAUGCUCAACUUCUGCCCGGACUUGAGGACCGUCCAGCCAGACCUCCAGAAAGCCCAAGGAGAGUUUAUCUUCCUCAUAGACCGCAGCAGAAGCAUGAGCAGCGUGAACAUCAACCGCGUCAAGGAUGCCCUGUUGGUCAUUCUCAAGAGCCUGAUGCCAGCGUGUCUCUUCAAUGUCAUUGGGUUUGGAUCCACCUUCAAGACCCUCUUUCCUGCCAGUCAGGCUUACUGCGAGGAAAGCCUGGCCAUCGCCUGCGAGAGCAUCAAGAGGAUCCGGGCUGAUAUGGGUGGCACCAACAUCUUAUCGCCUUUGAAGUGGGUCAUUCGACAGCCCAUCCACAGGGGCCAUCCCCGACUGCUCUUUCUGCUGACGCACGGGGCCAUCAGCAACACGGGGAAGGUCCUGGAGCUGUUGCGAAACCACUCUUGCUCCACCAGAUGCUACAGCUUCGGCAUCGGGCCAAAUGCCUGCAGGAGACUGGUUCGGGGGCUGGCUGCUGUGUCCAGGGGCAUCGCCGAGUUCCUGGCGGAGGGCGAGAGGCUGCAGCCCAAGAUGAUCAAGUCGCUGAAGAAGGCGAUGGCGCCGGUCCUGAGUGACGUGUCCGUGGAGUGGGUCUUCCCCGAGAGCACCGAGGUCUUGGUUUCCCCCAUCAGCACCAGUUGCCUCUUCCCUGGUGACCGCCUGGUCGGCUACGGCAUCAUCUGUGACACCUCCCCGUACAUCUCCAACCCCAGAUCUGACAAGAGGCGACGUUACAGCAUGAUGCGUUCCCAGGAGUCGGGCAGCUCUGUUUUCUUUCACUCCCAGGAGGAGGGAGCAGGCAUGGAGAGCUGGAACCACUCCAGAGACUCGGAGGGCUGCUGCCCCGUCGAGCGUGCCCCCGAUCACCUGGUGGUGGGCAGAGAUCCUGGGGGAGAAUCGGACACAGACACCGGAACGGACGUGAAGGCUUCUUCCAGGAGACGGGCGUACAGCACCACCCAAAUAGCUGACCACGAGCCCUGCAAGAAGGUGCCCACGGCCAGUGAUCCCGGCACCACCCUGGUGAAAAACCCCCUGCGGAAAACCCAGCUGCAGGACCUGCAGCAGGUCAGCCCCGAGCCCUGGCAGGUGGAUUUCCAGCCCUUCACAGCCAGCCCGCAUGUCUCUGCCACGAGGAUCCGCGGUGCGGGCGCUCGGCGGCCAUCCCUGCUCCACCGGAGCUGCAUGUCCUUCUGCCACGACGCCGACUCCCCGCCAGUGCUGGAUGGGCUGCAGCAGGCGGUUCCAGGAAGGGGUUUGGGACCACUCGAUGCCACUGCGAGUCUGAGGUCUUCGUCGGACAGCCGGAGCCCUGGGGAUCUGGAGUCUGCCCAGCAUCCUUCCUUCACGUUUGAAACGGAGACCUCCUCCGACUGGGAGCCCCAGGACUUCGACUUCAGCACUGCCCGUGGCUCCCUGCACUCCCCCAGGACCCUCUGCAAGGCGGUGGUGAAGGGGCUAAGGAGCAACGAGCCCGUGGAGUGGGAAGUCGCCUUUGAUAUCCGCCCUCUCUUCCGAGAGCGGGAGAGCCAGGCGGACGGCGACGCAGACCUGUGGAGCGAGACCUUCCACCACCUGGCAGCCAAGUCGGUCAUCCGGGACUUUGAGCAGCUUGCCGAGAAGGAGUGUGAAAUCGAGCACGGGUCCGGGCGGAGGUACCAGGUCAACGCUGUCCACACCAGCAAGGCCUGCAACGUCAUCAGCAAGUACACGGCGUUCAUGCCGGUGGACCUGAGCACCAACGCCUACCUGCCCACUGUCGUCGAGUACACACACACGGAUGCAGAGGAGAGCAGCCUGUCGCUCUGCAGCACCCCUUCCUCCUCUAGCUGGGAGCGCUGCGGUCUCCCCGAAGGGCCAUUACAGAGCCUGUCUGCUUCCUCUGCACAAGCCCAAAAAUCCAUCGAGAGCCUCUUUGCUGCAAGGCUGACCCUCAAUAAAACCAGGCUGCUGACUCGAGCUGCCAAAGGGUUCAUGAGUAAAUCUCCAAGCAGAGUGAGCGAAGCGAGCUCCGAGGGUGACAAUGAGAACAUAGACUACCUACCCCUGGUGUCUCUGCAGCUGGCCUGCGGUGCCUUUCUCAUGAACUCAGCCUUCUGCGACGCCGUCAACAUCCCCAUGGAGAAGCUGAAGUGGACAUCUCCCUUUGCCUGCCACCGCCUGGCCCUCAGCCCCUCCAGCUCCUACAGCAGCAAGAAGGGCAGUCCCUCCAGGGAGCACAAAAGCCUCGGCUCCGGCCCGCAGCUCCUGGUUCCUGAUGGUGCGCACGGGAAGAGUCCCACCACCAGAGAUGUCACUCUGGGUGGGGUGCCGGAGGGACCCAGCAGCCACGCAGAAGAUGCUGGCCGCCUUCGCCACUUCUCAGGCAGCGCAGUGGAAAGCAUCUCCAAAGCCCUGAAAGCCGAGAAGGAACUCUCUCCACCGGCCAUCACCAUCCGCCGCUUCUCUUCCCCAGAGAGCACGCCGGCCUCGGCCGAGUGGCAAGCUGACAGCGGCCAGGGCUCGGAGAAAGACGGCUCCGAGAUCCAGGCCUUGCUCUUUGACAUUGAGUUGCAGCAGCAGACAGAGCCGGAGGGGAUGCUGUGGGCCACGGCGGUGGCCCUGGCCUGGCUGGAGCACAGCUCAGCUUCCUACUUCAUCGAGUGGGAGCUGGUGGCCGCCAAGGCCAGUCUGUGGCUGAGCAAACAGGACUUCCCAGAGGGAUACAGCCUGGCCACGGUGAAAGCCGCAGCCCAGCAGCUCUUUGUCUUGCUCCGGCACUGGGAUGAAAACCUGGAGUUCAACCUGCUGUGCUACAACCCAAGCAGCGUGUAA